This is a messenger RNA of Paramecium pentaurelia, 1534 nucleotides long. Lineage: Eukaryota; Ciliophora; Oligohymenophorea; Peniculida; Parameciidae. The record is from the annotation of a GenBank genome assembly.
AUGUAUUACCUAUUAUUCUUAAUCCCAAUUGCCUUCUCAAGUAUUAGUCCAGCUGAUUAUAUCUCAUAAUCUGAUCGUCCCAAGAUUGCCGCUCAUCGUGGACUUUGCUCUAUUUUUCCAGGUACUAAUUAUCUUACAAUUUGAUAGAAAAUACAGCAUAAUCAUUUGAGGGUGCAAUGUUUUAAGGAACAGAUUUCAUUGAAUUGGAUGUAGUACUCAAUAAGGAAUUACAGUGUAUAAAUUAAGAAACUCAUCCAUUUUAUAGUGAUAGUAGCACAUGAUACAUUUAUGACUGCUGUUUCCAAUAUUAAAUCUAUGCCAGAAUUUGCAUCAAGAUAAAGAAAAAGAACAAUUAAUAGUGUUGUUAGAGAUGAUUGGUGGUUGAUUGAUUUUUCAAUUGAUGAACUGAAACGGGUUGGAAUAAAUUAAGUAAGAGGUUCCACAAGACCUAAAAUAUUUGAUGGUCUUUUUACAUAUCCAACUUUAUGGGAGGUAUUGACAUAAGUUAAAGAUUUCAACAAUCGUACUGCUAAUCAAAGAAAUCCUAAUAAAAAACCAGUAGGUAUACUAUUAGAAAUUAAAGAUUAUGAAGUAUAUAUAUAUUAUAAUAUGACGUAGUAUCAUUUAGAAUAUGCAGGAGUAUCAAUUGUUUAAUUAGUAAUUAAUGAAUUAUCAAAAUUUGGUAUUGGGACCAUAAAAGAUUGUAAGAAUGUAGUUCCAAUUGUUAUAAUGAGUUUUGAUAUGAAUGCUAUAAAGGCAACAAGAGAAUUGACAGAUCUUCCAAGAGUGUUUUUAAUAAGUGGAUUACAGAAUCAACCAUCUGAAUUUUAUGCUGAAGCUACAAAGUAUGCAAACAUUAUUGGAGCUGAUUUAGCAUCAGUUUGGAAUUCAAAGACAUAAACAAUUUAACCAGAAGUUAAACUUAUCAAAGAUAAUUAAAUGAUGGUUUAUGCUUGGACAUUUUAAGAUGAUGCUAGUGGAACUUAAAAGAUGUUCAAUGCAACAAUUGCUAAAGACAUAUACUAUUAAGCAGUGAAAAUGAAUAUUCACGGCCUUAUUACAGAAUUUUCAGAUGUAGCAAUUUAGUAUGUCUAAUUAUAUUAAAAUUAAUGAACAAUUAUCAAGAUGAGGAAAGUGGUUUCAAGAUUCAAGAGAAAAUUUAUACUUGGGGUCGUUUUCUAUUAUUCUUCUUAACUGGCCUUAUUCUAUUGAUAGUUUCGUUUCCUUUUUCAGGAUUUUUACUUGUCAACCCCUAUCCGUUUGUGCUAUUAUUCUCAUUAGGAUCAUUACUUAUUUUAAUAGCCAUAAUAUAGGUUACUGAAUACAAGACCAUCUUUAGUUAAGCUGGAACUGUGAUAUACUUCAUUGCUUUAUUAAGUGGUCUAUAUACAGGAGUAUUUAAGAUUGGAUAUUUGACAACAUUAGGAAUAAUGAUUGUAUAAAUAUUAGCACUCUUAUAUUUAAUGGCUGCACUUUUACCAGGAGGAUAAGCAGGAUUGAAAAAUUACAUACUCUCAAAAAUCAAAACAUGAUU